Molecule: messenger RNA, 2358 nt
Organism: Mycosarcoma maydis (corn smut)
Lineage: Eukaryota; Fungi; Basidiomycota; Ustilaginomycetes; Ustilaginales
Product: putative mac1p interacting protein
Exons: 1
Coding region: 1-2358 (785 amino acids)
Source: RefSeq, a predicted model, not a curated record
AUGUCGACCAUAGCGCACUCGUUGCGUGACUACCGCUCUCCAACUCGGUCCCAGCUCUUCGCUCACGCCUUCUCUCUUCCCGCGGGCGAAUCGCCUAUCGCAGAUGCGGAGAUCACUUCGUCGGUGCUGUCACUGUCGGCGGCCACCAAGGAUGGCCUGCAGGAGGAUCAGGUCUAUGCAGGACGAUUGACGCUCACUCAAUCCUUUCUUUGCUUUGCAAGCCAGGGUGACCGUGGCCGCAGCUGCCGGAUGAACCUUCCACUCUGGUGUGUCCGCCGAGUCGAACGUCUCAACACCAAAGGCACUGUGUUUGCUCUCAGCAUUGUCGUGUGGCAUGGAAUGAAGAUUAUCCUUCAGCUCAAUGCGCUACGUCCUACCUGUGAGCACUUUUGUGCUAUUCUGCGCGACCAGCUCCGCGCACAACUAGGCAACAUGAAGCUUCUCAAGCCUUUCCUAGCAGGCUGCUACAGCGAGUUUCUCAUCUCAGACGAUCUUUCAGAUCCAAAGGGCAAGCGAGCCGUCACGGAUUCCUCUCUCACGCCAGCAUCCGAGACAGAGGAUCCUUCUACCGACACUUCCGCUGGUGCAGCUGCGAUAGCCUUAGCACAAGCGUCUGCGGACAAAGAACCUCUAAAGUAUCAAGCGGGGCUGGGUGCAACAUUUGGCUUUCCAGGCGAUGCUCGCAAGCUGCGGGAAAAGAGCAAGCUCAAGCUUUGGCGAGACUACAUUCUGGCGCACGGUCGUAACCUUACACUGCUACGAUAUCCACAAUUCCUGCGACUGGUUCAAGUGGGUCUGCCCAAUCGUCUCCGCGGAGAGAUCUGGGAGCUCACGAGUGGAUCCAUCUACAACCGAUUCGCGCAUGCUGGCGAGUACCAAGCCAUUCUCAAACGAUACGAAGGCAUCACCAGCACAAGCACCGAGGAGAUCGAAAAGGACCUCAAUCGCAGUCUGCCAGAAUACCCGGCGUACCAGACGCCUGAAGGCAUCGAAACACUACGUCGAGUCUUGGUAGCGUACAGCUGGAAGAAUCCGGAGCUUGGUUACUGCCAGGCGAUGAACAUUGUGGUGGCUGCCAUUCUGAUCUACAUGAGCGAGGAGCAGUGCUUCUGGUUGCUCGACACGCUCUGCGAGCGGCUGCUGCCGGGCUAUUACACACAAUCCAUGUCUGGCACGCUGCUCGACCAAAAAGUAUUCGAAAAUCUGGUGCAGCGUACCUUACCCAUGAUUCACGAACACUUUGUCAAGACUGAUAUACAGCUGAGUGUAGCGUCACUGCCUUGGUUUCUAUCGCUGUACAUCAACUCGAUGCCCAUGAUCUUUGCCUUCCGCAUCGUUGACUGCUUCAUGGCCAUGGGGCCCAAGGUGCUCUUCCAGGUGGGACUUGCCAUCCUCAAAAUCAACGGCGAAGAGCUUCUCCAGGUGACCGACGAUGGCGCCUUCAUCAAUCUAAUCAAGAACUACUUCCGGUCGCUGGGAGACAGCGCGCACCCGAACAGCACCAACCCGCGUCACCGACAGAUCACCAACUUUCAGGAGCUGCUGGUGGUCGCCUUCCGCGAAUUUGGUAUCAUCACGGACGAGACGAUUGCAAGCGAGCGUCGGCGAUUCCGACAAGAAAUUGUGCAAGAGAUCGAGAUGUUUGCCAAGCGUAGCGCUAUCCGCAACCUCAAGAAUCACGGCCGAUUUUCCAAGGAGCAGAUCGGGCUCAUCUACGACCAAGUGGUGGAAUCUAUCUAUCGUGCAAGGCACGCACCGGGAGCGGUAAGCGACGCCAAAGUCAAUCCGAAUGCCGGCAUUGUAGCCAACGAUCCCAAAGAGGUAAUGGAGAAGGCGCUUGCACGCGAGAUGAGCAAGGAGAGCAGUGAAGAGGCGCUCAACGACUACAAGGAGAUGCGGAUCGAUCUCAAGACCUUCCGGCUUUUCUUGGGUGAGGUUGCGACGUGGGCACGAGACGAGUACAUAGUCUCCAACGGCUUCCAAGAGCGAGUAGAGAGACGUGUGCCAGAGCACGAGACGGUUGCGCGUCUAUUUCGAUUUUGGGACAAGGAGAAGCGCGGCACGCUCUCGUUGCAGGACAUUGUAAGCGGGUUGGAUGCCAUCAUGUUUAAUCAGGACGACGUGAUGGCCAACAUCCAGUGGUUCUUUGAACUGCACUCGGAGGGCCGGCCAUCUCUGACUAAGGACGAAAUAUUGCGUCUGAGCGAGUCGCUGCUGUUUUUCUUCCGCAAUGAGCCCAACGACGGCUACCUGGGCGCCGUGUCGCAGCUCAUCGCCCAAGCAUUCGAGCACGGCGGUGAAGGAAGCUACGAGAAGAAGGCGCUGGCGUCCGCAGUGGCACCAAAUGCUUCCACGUAA